GGCGGGACUGGGCGGGUCAGGGCGCAGCGGCUGACGGCGGGGGAGGAGCCGGGUCCACUGCCGGGUGGAGGGACAAGGCGAGUGUCCUUAUCCUACCGAUUGGGGCCCGGGCCUGUGAGCCAGUUGGGAGUCGCGGCAGCGUGAACGAUCGGGCCGAGAGGAAGCAGACAUGUUGCUGUUUGUGGAGCAGGUAACAUCUAAAAGCACUGGUUUAAAUCCUAAUGCCAAAGUAUGGCAAGAAAUUCCUUCUGGAAAUACGGAUGGCACUCCUGUAACUGAAAGUUCUUGGCACGAAACUGCAGCCACAUCUGGAUCUCAUCCUGAGGGUAAUACAGAACUUUCAGAAGAUAUGUGCAAGGAAUAUGAAGUAAUGUAUUCUCCAGCUUGUGAGGCCACAAGGAAUACUGCAGAUAUCGAAGAAUCAGCUGAUGGAAUGAUUUUAGGACCUGAAGAUCUGAGCUACCAAAUAUACGAUGUUUCUGGAGAAAGCAGUUCAACAAUUUCUACAGAAGAUUUAAAAGAAUGUCUGAAAAAACAAUUAGAGUUCUGUUUCUCACGAGAAAAUUUAUCAAAGGAUCUUUACUUGAUAUCUCAAAUGGAUAGUGAUCAGUUCGUCCCAAUAUGGACAGUUGCCAACAUGGAAGAAAUUAAAAAACUGACCACAGAUCUGGAUUUAAUUCUUGAAGUGUUGAGAUCUUCCCCUAUGGUACAAGUUGAUGAGAAGGGGGAGAAGGUGAGACCAAGUCAUAAGCGUUGUAUCGUAAUUCUCAGAGAAAUUCCUGAAACAACACCAGUAGAGGAAGUGAAAGCUUUGUUUAAAAAUGAAAACUGCCCCAAAGUGAUAAGUUGUGAAUUCGCACACAACAGCAACUGGUACAUCACUUUCCAGUCAGACACAGAUGCACAGCAGGCUUUUAAAUAUUUAAGAGAAGAAGUUAAAACAUUUCAGGGCAAGCCAAUCAUGGCAAGGAUAAAAGCCAUUAAUACAUUUUUUGCUAAGAAUGGUUAUCGAUUAAUGGAUUCUAGUAUGUACACUCAACCCAUUCAGACUCCAGCUCAAUAUCCCUCACCAAUCUUUAUGCAGCCAGUGUAUAACCCUCAUCAGCAGUACUCAGUGUAUAGUAUUGUGCCUCAGUCUUGGUCUCCAAGUCCUGCACCUUACUUUGAAACACCACUGGCUCCUUUUCCCAAUGGUAGUUUUGUGAAUGGCUUUACUUCACCAGGAUCUUAUAAAACAAAUGCUGCUGCUAUGAAUAUUGGCCGACCAUUCCAAAAAAAUCGUGUGAAGCCUCACUUUAGGUCAUCCAGUGGUUCAGAACACUCAACAGAGGGCUCUGUGUCAUUGGGGGAUGGACCACUGAGCAGAUCUAGUUCAAGGAACUUUCUCUCUGAACGGCAUAAUCCUACAGUAACAGGGAAUCAAGAACAAACUUACCUUUCAAAGGAGGCUCCCAUUUUACAGAUGGAUCAGAAUGGGGACUUUGGUAGAGGCAGGAGAACUCUUUUCAGAGGUCGAAGACGAAGAGAGGAUGACAGGAUCACAAGACCCCAGCCUUCAACAACUGAAGCGAAGGCUUCGACACCAAAGUUUGACUUACUAGCUACAAAUUUUCCACCUUUACCUGGAAGUUCAUCAAGAAUGCCAGAUGAACUUGUGUUGGAGAAUAGAAUGUCUGAUGUCGUUAAAGGUGUCUACAAAGAAAAGGACAAUGAAGAUGUGAGAGUUAGUUGUGCAGUGCCUGCAGAGGAUGAACAGACAGAUUGUGCGUCUGCCCAGCAACUCAGCUUAAGUCCCAGUCCUCCAUGCACAGCUGAGCUUCCAGCAUUAAGCACAACUCAGCAAGAGAAGGAUCAAAUGGAGGAUUCCUCGCUUCCAAAGGAUGUUAUCAACCAGAUAACUGUACCAGUUUCUUCUCCAGCUACUGCAAAGCCAUCAAGGGCAGACACAGCUUCACCUUGCAAUAGUAAUGUAACCACACCCACAGCUGUGAGUCUACAGGAACCUCGAAAGUUAAGUUAUGCUGAAGUAUGUCAGAAGCCUCCUAAAGAGCCAUCUCCUGUUCUUGUACAGCCGCUACGUGAACUUCGAUCCAAUGUUGUAUCUCCCACCAGAAAUGAAGAAAAUGGAGCGCCUGAGAAGCCUGUUGAAAAAACACACGAGAAACCAGAAACAAGGGCUAGUAAGGAUCAUUCUGGCUUCCGAGGCAAUAACAUUCCCCGGGGAGCAGCUGGAAAAAUCAGGGAACAGAGACGCCAGUUUAGCCAUAGGGCUACACCUCAGGGAGUGACUCGACGUAAUGGGAAAGAGCAGUUCGUGCCACCCAGAUCACCAAAGUAAAAGCAAAACAUAACAAAAACUACGCAGAAACUUCUCUCUUCCCACUAAACUUGAGCCUAUAUUGAACUGUUUUGGAGGGAGGAAGUAGCCAGGAAAGAUGGGAAGUGUGUCCUUAAAUAUUAUGGAUUUUGGAAUUUUAAGAGGAGCCCAAAAUUCAUCUCUAAGUGAUUUUCAAAUGCUGGAGGAUUCCAAUCAGUAUAAAUAUAUAUAUAAAUAUAUAUAUAUAUAUACACACAUAUAUAUAUAAAUAUAAUUUUUCUAUUUUUGUUUUUGAUUUUAAUUUGCAGGGAUUUCUGCCUGGAAUCAAUUUUGAGGGUUCAGAUAUAGCUUGGGAGAGAAAACAAAAAACAUUAUACAUCCUUCAGUAUAGGAGACGAGGGAGUGAGAGAAAAUAUUUUUUGAAGAAACAUUUCUGUAAAAAUUAGAAAUUUUUUUAAUCUAUUUAAAGUUUGGCUUGAAGAAUGCCAUCUCUGACAAAUGUCCUUAUGUUGCAGAACAGGUCAGUGGCGGGGGGGUUGUGUCUGUUCUGGGUGUGAGUGUGUGCAAAGUGAUUGAAGCCAAAUCUGUUGUCAUGUUAGUAAAUGAUUUGAAAACUGAAUGUAAUACUUAGUAGAUCUUUUUUGUAGUUUGGAAUUUAGUUUGUUUUUUGACAUUACUAAUAUUGUAUUUUACUGAGCUAGCUAUUAAGCUCUGACUGUGUGUGAAGCUGUGACUACCAAUCAGUCUGAUAUACAAAAAAAGGAUAGAGAUGAUUCAAAAGAAAUUGAGAAAUUCUGUUUUAGACCUCAGUACUGGAUAGGUCAAAUAGAUUUCAGAGGUUCAAACUGCCCCGUGACUUUUUUUUUAUCCUCUUUGAAAUGGGAGACUUUUUUUUUUUUUUUUUACUUGUUAGUCUCUGUUCUUUGACUCUUCACCUCCAGAAGCAAAAUAACAAACCAUUUUCUGGACUGUGGUUUCUCACUACUAGACCAAUUUAAUCAAAUCAUAUAUCUAACCUAUAUCCUAUAUAUCCUAAUGUUAUAAUGGAUUAUUGAAAAAAUUUCUUCUUCUAUCAAAGCAAUUAGAAUUUUAGGUCCCAGGAUAGUACUGGCCUGCCAUUAAUUUAUUUGUAUUGGUGUUAAAAAUGAAAAGUGCUACUAGUUGAGGUGGCACACACAUCUUAAUCCCAGCUUCAGAGGCAAAGGCAGGUGGAUCUAAGUUCUAGGCCUGCCUGGUUUACAUGAGAUACAGUCUAUCAAGAACUAAGUAGUGAGAGACCCUGUCUCCAAAAAAGAAAGAUGAAGUAAUGUAACUAACUUUUUAAAAUGAUAUAAAAGAGAAAAAAUUUAAGAAUUAAUUUAGGGGGCUUCUUUUUCUUUUUACUGUGUUGGUCAUCUUUUCCCCUCCCCACCAAACAGUUUGGGAUUUACUGACUAAAAACAGCAAGUCAAGAAAUUUUUGAGAUAAAGUGAGAAAAAUGUUUGAGGAAAAUAAAUGCAUAAUUUCUCAGUGAAAAUUAUAGCUGUCAUAUAUUAAAUAGGCAAGUUUACAUACUGGUAUUUAGAAAACAGCUCAAAUAUGAAAAACCAUGUUGCAUUAAUCUAUUUGAAGUCAUACCAUUUUUAUAGUUGUAUGUAGGGUGGUGGUUUAUUUUUCUGCUUAGGGAUAGUUAACAGUAGUAAGAACUGUCCCUUACGUUAGUGAGUUACGUAUGUACAAAUUGAAACUGUAAAUUGUGGACACUGGAAAGCACCAUUGUGACAUAAACAUCGUAGUAAUAUAUUUAAAAUGAAUGUAAAUGGAAGUUAAAAUUACAUUACUGUGAAACUGAUCUUCCAACUCUUAAGUGUCAGAGAUUUGUGUUAGUGGGUAAUUCUUAAGAGCUUUGAAAACUGCACGAUUUGUGUAACCAGGAAUUAUUAUUUCUUUGUAAUUUAUUCAGCUUGGCAAACACUUUUGGUUUGGUGGGUUGGUGACAUUAUAUAUUUGCUCAGUUGGAAAUGAUUAGUUCUACAUACUAUUUUUUUUAAUCAUCUACUAGAUGAAACAUGCAAUAAAACUACCUGUACUAAAAUUUGGGAGAACUUUAGAUCCAUUAAAAAGUAUUAAUAAUCGUUAGCUACAUCUAUGAUAAAAGUGUUUAUUCUCAUUUACUUAGAAAUGAUAAACAUUUAAAGUGUUAACACCCUAUGAAUGCAGUGGAUUAAUAGAAUAAACAUUUUGCAAAAAUCACUUGGUAAAGAUUAUAAAUUUUAUUUUUGCACUUAAAAUGGAAAAAAAAUCUGUUUAAGUGUGUCACAGAUGUAGUUUCCAAUUUCUUGUCAGCUUGUGUGAUUUACUGGUAGGCCAUUAAUUUCUAAAAUGCUACAGAUUGCUAUUUCAUUGUGUUACCCUUGAACCCAGAACCUUGCACAAGCCCCAUAAGUACCCAGCACUGAGCGAUGCCCCCAACUUCUAAAGGUUCAUUCAAAUUCAAAAAAAAAUUCCUUAACAGAAAAGAAAAAGUAUAUUAUUGGUUUUUUUUAUCUCCAAAUAUUGAGUGUAGAAAUUUUUCAAAACACAGGAUUUUUAAUUUAGUUUUCCUCAGUUCUUAUAAACAACUCCCAUUUGAUGGGGGUGUAUGCGAUGUUGGGGGGUAAUGGAAGAAUGUGUAAUACAUACAUACAUACAUACAUUCACAGUGUGUAUUUGGCAGUUAUUUUCUUGGAGCAGAUUUAGGUUUUGUGUGUAAAUGAUGCCUGUGAUUUGUGUAAAACUGGCCUUUGCCCAUCAUUUCUAUUUAAGCCAGUUGGGUUGGUAUUCAUUGUGUUUCAGCUAUUUAUUGGUUCUUUAGAUGGGAAAUUUAAAUAUCAAAGUUUUCUCUUCACCCUAUAACUUAACAUUUCCUUGCAUUAUUGAAGGCCAAAAGUAGAUAAAGUGAUAUUGGAUGUAUACUACAAUUGAAUAUCAUGAUUCUUCUUGCAUGAAAAGAGCAAAAGUCACACAGGUUCAUCACUUUGUGCUUCAUAGAGAAGGUAUGCAGAGGGUCAUGGCAGAAUCUUCUGUCUUGAUAAUAUCAAAUGUCUGUCUCUAAUCUGAGCAAUCUCAAUUUUGCCAAAUAUAGUCAAUGGCAUUUAAAAUAGAGAUCCAUCUAAAUUUUUACCCAACUGUAUUUUGGAGAGAGAUGAGACCUGUCAAUGAUGAGGGGUUUGUUGUUGUCUUACCUGCAUAUUUUGCAUAUAAUCAAAUGGUAUGGAGGAUUUUAAUUUAUUUUUAGUUCCUAAAGUUAAGAUAGCUUCAAUAUUAUUUCACAUUCCUUUUUCUUUUUAAGUAACCAGAAUUUGCUUUGCAAAGACUUAGGGGUGGAAGUAAGCUAGUAUCUUUCACUUAGGGUAAAGAGAACAAGAAAAUAUUAUUUAAAAGUUAGGAGCACUUUCUCUAGUUUUGUUAGUUACGUAUGGCCUUAAUAACCAGUCUCUUGGCUUAAAUGUUUGCUGGUUUUACUUUGACAUGGUUGAACAGCACUGGGGUUCAGUUCCUGAUGUUUGUGUUGGCAAUAUAUAUUAACCAUAUUUUAAGAGUAUCAAUUCUGGCUUUUUAUGGAAAAGAUUAAAAAUCAAACAGUAUAUUCCUUUUGAGGGUUUUUUUAAUACGUAAAUAUAUAUAAAUAUAAUAUAUGAUGGAUUUUUUCUAAUUUUUUAUAUUUCCUUACAAUUUGGUGGGUAUUAAUCUAUCUUUAAGACUCUUUGGCAUAUACUAAGUAGCUAGUCUGAAUUUUCAAGAAGAUGGCAUGGACAUUUCAUUUUUUUUUUUUUUUUAAUUAGCUGAAUGAGGACAUUUUCAAUUCUCUUUUAAAAGUGACCUGAUUACUAAAUAACUCAAUGUUUAUCUUUAAACUAACAAUUUGUUAUGUCUAACUAGGCAGUCUUAAAGGUGUGGCUCAGAAAUCUGUGCUGUGGGCCAAGUACUCACUCUGUUUUCAGUUCUAUAGCACAGAACCCUGAUUAGUAUAUAAAGAGACAUCCACAUCGAUAUUUUUUUUUUUUUUUUUUUUUUUUUUUUUUUUUUUCUUCAGCUGAUUCAGGUGUCCCUUGAGUGAUGUAUCUUAAAUGUUGGGGGAGUGGGAUGUCAGAACCAGUUAUCUGGCUUCUGUUUUGUCCAUAGCCUAGAUUUGUCCCUAUUGUCAAAACUACCCCCCACAAUGGUGUGGCACAUACUCAUGCAUAAACUGUUAAAAUGAACAUCUUUGUAUUUGUAUUUGUUUUAAACAUUGCCAAGGUGCUAUGGGAAAUUAAAAUUACAAAAUUAGAAGAAAAUAAAAUUAUCAAAAAGCA
Phodopus roborovskii (desert hamster) is the source of this 6630-nucleotide messenger RNA. RefSeq names its product La ribonucleoprotein 4 (gene Larp4). The record is from RefSeq and is a predicted model, not a curated record. Gene Ontology annotation, biological process: positive regulation of translation. Bases 170 to 2338 code for a protein of 722 amino acids. The transcript has 16 exons. NCBI's taxonomy places the organism in Eukaryota, Metazoa, Chordata, Mammalia, Rodentia, Cricetidae. Gene Ontology annotation, cellular component: cytosol; cytoplasmic stress granule. Gene Ontology annotation, molecular function: mRNA 3'-UTR binding.